Molecule: messenger RNA, 1881 nt
Organism: Ostreobium quekettii
Lineage: Eukaryota; Viridiplantae; Chlorophyta; Ulvophyceae; Bryopsidales; Ostreobiaceae
Source: the annotation of a GenBank genome assembly
AUGCCUCCCCCCCCAAUCACGCCCAGACAACCUUCCUCCUCGGAGAACAUCAAAGUCGUCGUGCGAUGCCGCCCCCUGAACUACGCAGAGACGGGGGAUGGCCGGCAGCGCGUGGUGGACGUGGACGUGCCCACGGGUCAGAUAUCGCUGCGCAACCCCAAAUUGGAGGCGGCUGACCCGCCCAAGCUGUUCACCUUCGACGCGGUGUUCAACUGGAAUUCGGGCCAGGCUUCGAUUUAUGAGGCCUGCGCGAAGCCCAUCGUGGAGAGCGUGCUGGAGGGGUACAAUGGGACGGUGUUUGCGUACGGGCAGACCGGCACGGGGAAGACCCACACCAUGGAGGGCGGCUCGGGGGAGGCGGCGGGGAUCAUACCCAUGUCCUUCAGGCACAUAUUCGACUCCAUCGAUGUCAGCGAGAAUAGGCAAUAUCUCGUGAGAUCUUCGUUCUUGGAAAUAUACAACGAAGAGAUCCGCGAUCUGCUGUCGAAGAAUCCCAAAAACAAGUUGCAGCUGAAGGAGAGUAAAGAUAGGGGUGUAUACGUGAAAGGCAUCAGCUCCUUUGUUGUGAAAAGUGUGGAAGAGAUCGCUAGUGUCCUUGAGGUGGGAAAGAAAAAUAGGUCGGUAGCAUCCACACAGAUGAACCAAGAUUCUUCCAGGUCGCACUCCAUAUUCACCAUCACCGUCGAAAUGAUUGAGCAAGGUGCAGGGAAGGACGGCCACAUUCGUGUAGGAAAGCUCAACCUGGUGGAUCUUGCCGGCAGUGAGAGGCAGUCGAAGACUGGGGCCACAGGAGAACGUCUCAAAGAGGCCACAAAAAUCAACCUGUCUUUGUCCGCGCUAGGGAACGUCGUCAGUGCGCUGGUGGACGGGAAAGGCGGCCAUGUACCGUAUCGUGACAGCAAGCUCACUCGGCUUCUGCAAGAUUCCCUAGGCGGGAACACCAAGACAGUGAUGGUCGCAAACUGCGGGCCGGCGGACUGGAAUUACGAUGAAACUUUGAGCACACUGAGAUACGCAAACCGGGCUAAGAACAUUCGCAACAAGCCGAGAAUAAACGAGGACCCCAAAGACACGAUGCUUAGAGAAUUUCAGACAGAAAUAGACAGGCUGAAGUUGGCGCUUCAGAAUGCAGACAAUGCAAGUAAUGGAGGCGAGCGCGUCAUCGAGCGCGUGGUGGAAAAGGAAAAGUCCUUGGGGCCGCAACAGCUGCAGAAUAUGCGGAGAGACAUGGAAGAAUCCAUGAAAAGGGAGAUUUUGGAGCAAGGGAGAGCAAUUGACCAAGAGCGCCUCAGGCAGAUUGAGGAGGAGGCGGCUCAGAUGGCAGCAGAGGAGCUCAGGAGACUACAAACAGAGCGGCAGACAGCGCUGGUCGAGAAGGAAGAAAUUGCCAAAUCCGUCAUGAAGCAGAAGGAAAGUGUUGAGAAAGAGAAAGAAAUGGCCAUGAAAGUAAAAGAGGAGAAAGAUGCCCUCCUCAAAAAGCUAAAAGCCAUGGAAAGUAAGAUUCUCAGAGGGGAGGCCAAAGGAGGCCUUUUGGAGGUAGCCCAGCAGAAAGAGGAAGAUUUGAAGUCAAAAGAAGAGCUGUUACGAAAGAGGCGUCUUGAAGAAUCCGAAAAGAUGCAGAGAAUUGCCGAGCUGGAAGAAGCCAAUAUGGACGCAGAGGGGAAGUACAACGGGCUGCAAGAUGAGGCCGAACAGAAGACCAAAAAGCUCCGCAAGCUGAUGAAAAGGUUUCGGGCCGUCAACCAGGAGGUGGACGACAUGUACGCUGAGUUCCAGAGGGAGAAGGAAGACCUCCUGGAUUCGAUUCGGCUACUGCAGCAGCAGAUGCAGCUCAAGCGCGCCGUCAUCGAGGGGUUCAUACCCCCAGAAGAGGUCAACAAG